AUAGUACACUUACCUACUUGAAUGAAAUGUUCAGUUUUUUACGCGACACGAUGGUAAAUACACCGAUUGCUCUUUCACGCACAAUUAUAAGCUUGUGGAUUGGAAUACAAGUCUACAAGCCUCAGGUGACAUCGUUGAGUUCGUUGAGGAACAACUAUAUAAUGGCUUAUGAGAACAAAACAUGGGCUGAUAAUCAAAUGAAGAAAGCUCAAAAUAAAUGCAAAGAAUAUACACAAUACGCCUGCCAGUAUCAAACACCUGAUGUAGAAGAUUCCCAUAUGGAUCGGAUACUGAAUGGAGAAUAUGUUUCUGCAGGGAUGCUUCCUCAUAUGGCAUUUAUAUUUACUCCACUUUGGAAUUGCUCUGCUUCGUUGAUCAGCGAAAAAUUUGUGAUGGCAGCUGCUCAUUGUACUUCUGACAUCGUUUGUGCAGAGGGAAAAGUUAAAAUCAAACUGGGAAGCUUAGACAAGACCAACGAUGGAACCGGUCGAUGGUAUGGUGUUGAUCACAUCUACGAACACCCGUAUUUCAAGUACGUAGGAAGCUUGCCUCAUGACAUUGCCUUAAUAGAGCUAUCCGAAACAGUGCGUUUUAAUCGAAACAUCAGACCGAUAUGUUUGAACACAAAUCACGAUAUUAGCAAGUACAAUAGUGCUAUUGCCGCAGGAUGGGGUCGUACUGAGCAUGGAAAGACCAACUUUCUCAAAAUGGUUGAGUUACGAUUGAAGGAUUCGCACUGUGAUGAGUUUCUCCAAGAUAUUGAAUACUUGGACGCAGCCAAAUCAUACACCAUUCGUAUCUCAGAAUACCAAAAAAACACUUGUGGAGGUGACUCUGGAGGAUCUCUACAGGUUCUGAUCAAUGAUACAUGUCCAAACAUGUAUGAACAAAUUGGGGUAAAUACGCAAUCAAGUAAUUCCGAAUGUUCGUUAAAUUCCGAUGCCAAUUGCGGCGUAUACGCAAAAGUUGCGCGUUAUGUUCCAUGGAUUGCUAGCAUCGUUUGGCCUGAAGAAGAGGGACCAUGAAGAUGUAAUAAUAAUUAUUAACUGUCGCCGAAGAAUCUCAUAUAUCAACAAAUUUUAUUUGAUGCAAAUGUAUCACUGUACCUAAAGGAAAAGAACCAUUUCUUAAUUGACGAAAUAAUAUAAUUAUUAUAAAUUUCAGAUUAUCAAAUACACUACCCAAAUAUACUCAUUCAAUAUA
This is a messenger RNA of Planococcus citri (citrus mealybug), 1203 nucleotides long. RefSeq names its product CLIP domain-containing serine protease C9-like. The record is from RefSeq and is a predicted model, not a curated record. The transcript is spliced from 7 exons. Gene Ontology annotation, molecular function: serine-type endopeptidase activity. NCBI's taxonomy places the organism in Eukaryota, Metazoa, Arthropoda, Insecta, Hemiptera, Pseudococcidae. Gene Ontology annotation, biological process: proteolysis. Bases 27 to 1025 code for a protein of 332 amino acids.